UAUCUGAGAAAAAAAAGAAAAAAAAAAAAACCUUCACGAGAAAAGUACCGGUAACUCCCAUUUUUUGUGACACUAAAACUGUAUCUGUUUCUCGUUCGAUGCUGGCAAUAAAAAACCCAAAUUCAAUCCUUAUCGUUUCACGGUGGGCUGGAAACCCUAGACCCUAUACAGUUUUGCUAAAUUUUCUCUGAAACCUGUAAGGAAUCAUAGAAAUCCUACUUUCCGGAGAAAACCCUAUUAAUUUAUCAUCUUUCCUUUCAACCAAUAACAACGGUAGCACUAGCAGCAAGGCCAUGUCCAAUGAGCUAGUGCAAAAGCAACUGCCGUCGAUAUUGGAACGGUUUAAGGCUUUAUUGGAGCAGCGGGAAGAUGAGCUUAAGGUUUCCAGCGGUGGUGGUGAUCAUGAGGUGGGGGCAUCGCCGAGUACGGAGGAGAUUGUUCAACUUUACGAGGCUGUGUUAUCGGAACUAACUUUCAAUUCGAAGCCGAUAAUUACUGAUCUCACGAUCAUUGCCGGUGAACAACGGGAGCACGGCGAAGGCAUUGCCGAUGCUAUUUGCGCACGAAUUGUUGAGGUACCAGUAGAUCAGAAACUUCCUUCAUUAUAUCUAUUAGAUAGCAUUGUAAAAAAUAUUGACCGAGAAUAUGUUAGGUAUUUCUCUUCCCGUUUGCCAGAGGUUUUCUGUGAGGCAUACAGGCGAGUUAACCCUCACUUGCAUCCUGCUAUGCGCCAUCUCUUUGGUACGUGGUCAACAGUAUUUCCACCUUCUGUCCUCCGGCAAAUCGAGAUGCAGUUGCAAUUUUCUCAAUCAGCUAAUCCACAAUCGUCUGGUGUAACUUCCUUCCGGUCUUCUGAAUCUCCUCGUCCAACACAUGGCAUACAUGUUAAUCCUAAGUACUUGCGGCAGUUGGAACAACAGUCAGGUGCAGAUAGUAAUACUCAGCGUGGAAGAGGCACGCCUGCAGGUCUAAAUUUGUAUGGUCUAAAGCAUACCAUUGGAUAUGAUGAAUUUAAUUCUGAUCAUACAGAGGCUCCAUCCUCACAUGUUGGAGUGCGAAGAUUGAGCUCAACUGGAAAUGUCGGUAAUACUUCUGUUGCAAUUGGAGCUAACAAGUCACAACUUUCUUCAGCUUCCAGAGUUUCAAAACCCUUCUCACCAUCAAGGACUGGAUCUGAUAGACUUUUAUCAUCAGAGGUAGAUGAUCUUCCAUCAGAUUAUUCUCCUAGAAGGUUUGUUGAGGGAGAGGCUCAUCCUGUCUUUGAUUAUGGGCAUGGAAGAGCAAUCAUUAGAGACGAGGAAACAAGGGAGUGGCAGAGGAAGCACUUUUAUGAUGAUUAUCGUAAUCAUUCAGAAAGUUCUUUGAAUGCGUACAAGCAUACUAAUGGACAUGAGCGUCAAACACCCAGGGCUUUAAUAGAUGCAUAUGGUAAUGAUAGAGGUAAAGGAAUUUCUAACAGCAAGCCUGUACAAGUUGAACGGCUGGAUGUAAAUGGAAUGGGCAAUAAGGUGACUCCAAGGUCAUGGCAGAAUACUGAAGAGGAAGAGUUUGAUUGGGAAGAUAUGAGCCCUACAUUAGCAGACCGAAGGAGCAAUGAUUUUUCACUGUCGUCUGUUCCAACUUUUGGAAGCAUUGGGGCAAGGCCUGCUGGAUUAGAAUCUAAUAGUAGGAGCAGUGGCACUACUCAAACUCAGCUAUCCCUUGUAGAUGAUUCUUUAACAAUUCCUGAAGAUGCAGUCUCUUCACUGAGUUCUGGUCGUGGGGCGAAUCAGAUUCUGCGUUCGACUUAUCCUCAGGAGGCUUGGAGUUCCUCAAACCUUUUAUCUCAGUCAUCACACCCUUUCCAUGCCAAAGGAAGAGGAAAGGAAUUUCAAAUGCCCUUUUCAGCUACUGGCAUAUCCUCAUUAGGUGGUGGCAAAGUUGUCCCUUGUAUUGACAAAUUACCUGAGGGUGGUUCACAAUUUGUUAGGCCUCCUGCUGUUGUGCCAAGAACUGGUUCUUCUAGCCUUGACUCUGUUUCUGUUGGAACUCGGCCAUCCAUUAUACCAUCAACAACUGGGGUAUGGCCUCCAGUGAAUGUUCAUAAAUCUCAGCCACCAACCACUCACUCUAAUUAUUCACUGCAUCAGCAUAGUAGGAGUCAAUUUGAUUCUAUCAAUCCUAUCAACGCUGUCAUGAAUCAGGGUCAAAAUAAACGUUCAUAUAUGCCUGGACAGUUUGAUAGUUUUGAAAGGAAGGAGCAAAGCUUGACAAGGGUGCUACAAUUUCCUGAUCAACGCCCUGCCUUACAACAGCGAAACCAAUUGCAUGCAACUUCUUUGCAGCCUAACUUUCUUCCUUCUCAGGAGGUUCGAGAAAGUUUCCUUCCAUCUGCAACAGGACCAUUACCACCUCACUUACUGGCACCAUCGUUGAGUCAUGGAUACACUCCACGAAUGCAUGGUGCUGUCAUCAGUGUAGUCCCAUCUAAUCCAAUACCAGUUGCACAGCCUCCUUUAUCGGUCCCAAAUAUGCCAACAGGCUCUUUGCUUUUACAGGGGGGAGCCUUAGCCCCUCUUCCUCCAGGCCCACCUCUGACAUCUCAAAUGAUACCUGCCAAUCAUAUUGCAGGUCCACUGCACCCUAACCAACCACAGAGUGGUGCAUUUUCUGGUUUGAUUAAUUCCCUCGUGACUCAAGGUUUGAUCUCAUUGACAAAACCAACCCCCAUACAGGAUUCUGUGGGACUUGAGUUUAAUGCAGAUCUCCUCAAGGUGCGACAUGAGUCUGCAAUAAGUGCUUUAUACACUGAUCUUCCGAGGCAGUGCACAAUAUGUGGCCUUCGGUUCAAGUUCCAAGAGGAACACAGUGCUCAUAUGGAUUGGCAUGUGACCAAAAACCGGAUGUCUAAGAACCGGAAGCAGAAACCUUCUCGGAAGUGGUUUGUGAGUGCUAGUAUGUGGCUUAGUGGUGCGGAAGCUCUGGGAACUGAUGCAGUUCCUGGAUUUUUACCCACUGAGGACGUUGUAGAAAAGAAAGAUGAUGAAGAAUUGGCAGUACCUGCUGAUGAAGAUCAGAGCCUAUGUGCAUUAUGUGGUGAGCCUUUUGAUGAUUUCUAUAGUGAUGAAACAGAGGAGUGGAUGUAUAGGGGGGCUGUCUACAUGAAUGCACCCAAUGGAUCAUUUGAAGGCAUGGAUAGAUCGCAAUUAGGUCCUAUAGUACAUGCUAAAUGCAGGUCAGAAUCUAGUGUGGUCCCCCCUGAUGAUGUUGUACGGUAUGAUGGGGGAAAUUCUGAGGACAGUAGUCAAAGAAAAAGAUUGCGGAGUUAACCAUGUUAGAUCGGCUUCUAAGCUUAUGUAACUUAGUUUGAGUUUCAUGUUAGCGGUAUGCUCUUAGUUUUAUGUUAGUGUUGGUGGUUGCAGUAGCUUGUCAGACAUGCCAAAGCCUUGUACAUGUAUAGUUGAACUUGUACCAUGCACAAUAUCUUGCAGCAAAAAGGUUACAGAUUCACUCGCAGCCUUAAUUUUGUGGCAUUCUCCAUGUUUCUUUCCUGCAAAAAGAUCUGGAGGAACAUUUUAAACAUUCUUUAUCGUGUCAAUAGUCACAGCUCGAAUCCUUAAAAUGUUAUAUGGGGAGUAUUGCUCUGUUCCCCAUGUCUUUUGAGUUUUGACCAUGUAUGUAGUUCUCGAAGGAGCUUUGGAGGAGUUCCUGCAAUAUAUAAUUUUUUUAUUCUUUUUUUUUUUUUUUUUUGGUUUCUCCUUGUGAUAUUCUGCAUGGUAACAUGGCAGUUUCAAUUUGCAGAUGCUAUUAGAAAGUCCAUCUUGGCUGAUGAACUGAUUGAAGGCAGCAACAGAUUUUAUGAUUACUUAGGCUCUCCACUUCCUUUUCCCUUUGGUUGCGAAUUUUCAUGUAACUUCUAUUGGUUUUACUUGAGAUAUGGUUAAUGGUUAAUGUUAUGUUGAAUACCGGAUGGUUAGACUUCAUUUGUUUUGUAGAAAAUAAUUAAAAAAAUAAUCUGUAUUUUUUUAUAUUUGUUUGGAAA
This is a messenger RNA of Durio zibethinus, 4021 nucleotides long. Its product is annotated as polyadenylation and cleavage factor homolog 4-like. Lineage: Eukaryota; Viridiplantae; Streptophyta; Magnoliopsida; Malvales; Malvaceae. Gene Ontology annotation, molecular function: RNA polymerase II complex binding; mRNA binding. The record is from RefSeq and is a predicted model, not a curated record. Gene Ontology annotation, cellular component: cytoplasm; mRNA cleavage factor complex. Gene Ontology annotation, biological process: mRNA 3'-end processing; termination of RNA polymerase II transcription.